AUGUCUGCCGAAUACGAGGGUGCUAUUGGUAUCGAUCUUGGUACAACCUACUCCUGCGUUGGUGUGUGGGAAUCCGAACGUGUUGAAAUCAUUGCCAACGAGCAGGGUAACCGCACUACCCCCUCGUACGUUGCUUUCUCUGAAAGCGAACGUCUCAUUGGUGAUGCUGCCAAGAACCAGGCUGCCAUGAACCCCAAGAACACCGUUUUCGAUGCCAAGCGUCUUAUUGGUCGUCGUUUCGAUGAUCCUGAGGUCAAGGAUGAUAUGACCAACUGGCCCUUCACCGUCAUUGAUGACAAUGGUAACCCCAAGAUCCAAGUCCAAUCCGAGGGUGAGACCAAGACUUUCUCUGCUCAAGAAAUUUCUUCCAUGGUCUUGAUCAAGAUGAAGGAAAUUGCUGAGGCUAAGCUUGGCAAGAAGGUCACCAAGGCUGUUGUCACUGUUCCUGCUUACUUCAACGACUCCCAGCGUCAAGCUACCAAGGAUGCUGGUACCAUUGCCGGUUUGGAAGUCCUCCGUAUCAUCAACGAGCCUACUGCUGCUGCCAUUGCUUAUGGUUUGGAUGCCAAUGACAAGAAGGAGCGCAACGUCCUUAUCUUCGAUUUGGGUGGUGGUACCUUCGAUGUCUCUCUUUUGACCAUCUCUGGUGGUGUCUUCGCUGUCAAGGCUACCGCUGGUAACACUCACUUGGGUGGUGAGGACUUUGACAACACCCUUGUCAACCACUUUGUCCAAGAGAUCAAGCGUAAGCACAAGAAGGAUAUCACUGGUGAUGCUCGUGCUCUUCGUCGUCUUCGUUCUGCUUCCGAGCGCGCUAAGCGUACUCUUUCUUCGCUUACUCAAACCACCGUUGAAGUUGAUUCUCUCUUUGAGGGUAUUGAUUUCCAAUCCUCCAUCACUCGUGCUAAGUUCGAGGAGAUCAACUCCACCCACUUCACCAACACUGUUGAGCCUGUUGAGCGUGUCUUGAAGGAUGCCAAGGUUGACAAGAAGGAUGUUGAUGAAGUUGUCUUGGUUGGUGGUUCUACCCGUAUCCCCAAGAUCCAAUCUCUUCUCCAAGAUCUCUUCAACGGCAAGGAGCUUAACAAGUCCAUCAACCCUGAUGAGGCUGUUGCUUAUGGUGCUGCUGUCCAAGCUGCUGUCCUUACCAACCAAGCUGGUAACGAGAAGACUCAAGACCUCCUUUUGCUUGAUGUUGUCCCUCUUUCUCUUGGUGUUGAGAUGCAAGGUGGCAUCAUGGCUGUUGUUGUUCCCCGUAACACUCCUAUCCCUUGCCAAAAGUCCAAGGUCUUCACCACUGCUGCUGACAACCAAACCACUGUCACUUUCCCUGUCUACGAAGGUGAACGUUUGAUGACCAAGGAAAACAACAUGUUGGGUGAAUUCUCUCUCAACGGUUUGGUCCCUGCUCCCCGUGGUACUCCUGAAUUGCUCUGUACCUUUGACUUGGAUGCCAACGGUAUCUUGAAGGUCACCGCUCAAGACAAGACCACUGGUCGCAAGGCUGAUGUCACCAUCUCCAACUCUACUCGUCUCUCUGCUGCUGAUAUUGACCGUAUGGUUGAAGAUGCUGCCAAGAACGCUGAAUCCGACAAGAAGCGUGAAGCCGUUGUUCAAGCCAAGCAAGACCUUGAGUCCUAUGUCUACCAAGUUGAGAACAACAUCUCUGAUCCCAACGUCAGCAUGAAGCUUCGUCGUGGUGACCGUGAGGCCAUCGAGACUGCCCUUGCUGAGGCUAUGGAAUUCAUGGAUAUCUCCUCUGAGGAUGCUUCCGUUGAUGACAUCAAGGGUGCUCAGACCAAGUUGAAGCGCGCUACCACCCGUGCUUUCGCUCACGUCUACUCCACUCGUCGCUAA
Molecule: messenger RNA, 1857 nt
Organism: Lichtheimia ornata
Lineage: Eukaryota; Fungi; Mucoromycota; Mucoromycetes; Mucorales; Lichtheimiaceae
Product: chaperone DnaK
Exons: 3
Coding region: 1-1857 (618 amino acids)
Biological process (GO): cellular response to unfolded protein; vesicle-mediated transport; protein refolding
Cellular component (GO): plasma membrane; cytoplasm; cytosol
Molecular function (GO): misfolded protein binding; heat shock protein binding; ATP hydrolysis activity
Source: RefSeq, a predicted model, not a curated record